Cherax quadricarinatus is the source of this 3590-nucleotide messenger RNA. RefSeq lists its product as uncharacterized. Gene Ontology annotation, molecular function: protein binding. Gene Ontology annotation, cellular component: nucleus. The record is from RefSeq and is a predicted model, not a curated record. Lineage: Eukaryota; Metazoa; Arthropoda; Malacostraca; Decapoda; Parastacidae.
GGAGCCACGAGGCCAUGAAGGGUAAUAUUAUGGUGGGAGGCGAGGCGGCCGCCGCGUACCUUCACUCCCUAAAUAUCUCUGCUGCUGCUGCUGCUGAUUUUAUUUUUAUGUCUGACCUUCAUUAUUGUACCAAGUUGGUCCAACGAUCCUUCAAGGUGAAUCAAGAUGUCUUCGAUUAGUGAUACUUCAACUUGGUUAAAGUUCUUCACUGAGGCAGGAAUCCCAGCAGGAGAAGCAACCAAUUAUGCCAUCACCUUUACAGACAAUCGUAUAAAGCAAGACAUGCUCAUGGAUCUCAAUAGGGAAUAUUUGAGAGAUAUGGGCAUCACUGUAAUGGGGGAUGUUAUAGCAAUACUGAAACAUGCCAAAGUUUUUACGGGUCAAUUAUCUCGUCAAAGGGUCUUGCAGGCUUCUUCACCACAAACUUCUCAGUAUGACACAGCUGCAUCACAUUCAUCUACUAAAAAAAGUACACCUGCAUCUAGAAUGUUAGAACACUAUGUUCGGAAAGAAGGGCCUCCUUCUCCACCUAAUGGUAACUCCAAUCUCUCUCAGAGCUUGUCAGCACGACUGGGUAGUGGCAUUAAAAGGUCAGUUGAAGAUGAAGAUUCAUCCGGUUCCAACAAAAGAAGUUCUGUAUUCAAUCGUUUAGGUGAUAACUCUGUGACAAGCACUACUAGUGAAACUCCCAAGAUUACAAUCACUAUGCAUGGGAAGGAUUUAAUUCGUACAGCUGCUGGUGCUGAAAGUAGUAAAAAAACAUCACCAUCAGUUUUUGGGCGAUUAGGUAACAAAGAUGACAACACAAAUGGAGGAGGUGCUUCUGAACGGGAACCUUGUACUGGAAAGCCACUGGAGUAUCAAGGAAUCCUGAAGUAUUCAGCCAAAGACAGUUAUGAUAAACCUAGUUUUGCCAGGAAAAAAGUUGUACCCAAUCCAGGAGGGACUAAAGUUGCAACUAUGACUGCAGAUACAACAACAGGUAUUAAAAGCAGAUUAGGGCUCCAGAGUAUCACAUCAAACAGUUCCUGUACAAGUGCCGGAAUAUUUGCAAGAGAGACAGAGGAGGCUCGUAAAUCAAAAUCACCAGCCAAACCUACUAUAUCAAGUAGUAUCUCUUCCAGUCGCUUGAAAGUUAAUUCAUCACCAGUAAAGUCAAAAAAAUCCUUGUCACCAGGAAGAACUGUUGUAUCAGCAGCUGCAACAUCGUCUAGUCCUUCUCCAGGCAAAAAAUAUGUUAAGAAGAUAGUCAAAGUAAACAAAAAAACAGGUGAAAUUGUGAGUGAAGAAAAGAUUGUAUUAAAAACAGAUGUUUUCAGCAGACUUGGUAAUUAAUGUGGAACUGUAGCUUUCCAUGUUGUGAUAAGGAAAGUUAAAAGCAAGUGUGUAUAUAGUAAUAAAAAUUUGUGCAUUAAUAUUGCUUUAAUCACUGCCACUCAUAUCAGUACAGUGUAUGGAACUGGAAGAAAGGUUGAAUAUACAGUUCAGAAUAAAUUUAUGUUGUUUGCAAAACAUUAUACGUUGCCAGUGAAUCAUGUUGCUAGCAGUCAUUAAUUUAAUUCUCGGUGGCUUUGGUCAUGCCACUAAUGGCCAUACUGCAGCAAACAUAAAACUGCAAAUAUUCUUUCACAAACCCUAUUAUAAUUAAGAAAAUUAUUUGGAUAUACUGUAGUACAUAUUUGGUAUACUGGAUUUCUUUAUAUGUGGUUCAUUCUAUUUAAGUUUUUAUAUUGCUCUUGGUUGUAAGUAAUUUAGUAAAUGCAUAUACCUUAUAAAAUGUUAUUUUAGGUGUUAUUCUUAAGAAUCAUAUGCUUUCAAUAUCUUGAAAAGUAUAAGUUUACUUUUUACAAGCUAAAACUAAACUGGAAAACUGUUUAAAAGUGGUAUCUAAUAGACUAUAUUGUAUACACUAACUGUUUGAGAAUGUCACCUAUAAUUGAAUACAAAAACCACUUCUUUGAGGAAUUACAGUAUAACCACAAAAUGUAUCUGUUUUGUUUAAGGAAUCUUAAUUAACAAUGCAAUGUGUUAAUUGUUACAUGUCAGAUUUUUUUUUAACUAGGUUGUAUUGUGCAAGCAGAAUCAAUAGAUUGGCUUAUUUACUAUUUGUGUUUAUUUUAUUAUUAUUGUUAGCAGCAGUAGUACUGUAGCAGUAGUUAUAGUAUAUUCAUACUAUCAGAAGUAUUAGGUAGUAAUACUGUAAGAGGAUCUAAUAAUGCUCCUGUAUUCAGUAUUAUUGUAAUAGGAUCUAAUAGGGUUUAGUAUGUUUGUAAUGUAUUUAGUAUUGUAUAACUAGUACAGGCAGUACAGUAGUUUAUCUGGUAUCAGUAUGUGGUAUUACUGUAAUAUUAGCUUUAACUAGUGUUUAGUAUUACUGUAGCAGAAUUUAGCAGUUGUAGGAUUGUUCAGUAGUGGUUAUAGUACAGUAGAACAUUUGUCAUAGGAUUUAGUACAGUAUUUGCAGUGGCAUUUAGUGAAGUAUUUGUAAUAGUAUCUAGAACAGUAUUUGUAGUGUUUUAUAGCUAUAGUAGUAAGUACUGUAGUUGUAUUUAAAAUUUUUUUAUUUUAGUAGUAAUAUUGAGCAGUUGUAGGAAUAUUUAUCAGCGGAACCUCUGUUUACACAUCUUCCUUGCAUUAUGUGGAUACAGUACAGUAUGUAAUUGAUUAUGGCAGACAGAAGAGAUGUUACCAGCCAAAAUGCAUAUAGAGUAUAACUACUACUGUUGCUAUAGUAGUACCAUAGUAUAUAAAAAAAGAGAGAAAUUAUUUUACAUAAUUAUUUUAAAAGUAGAAAAGAAUCCUUACUCCAUGAGCCACGUGUUGUAUGAGGAGACUUAAAAUGCUUGGAGCAAGGCGCUAGUAAUCCCUUCUCCUAGGAUUUAGUAUAAAUUACUAAAUGUAAAAAAGAUGGAAAACUUGUUUCUUCUUUUUCAGUUCACUCUGCAUGAGUGAGAGACAGCUGGUGUGUUAAAAAAAACUAAAAUAAAAAGUAAAUCCAAUACCAUGCCUGGCGGUGUUGUUGGUACAGUAGGGCCUUGCUUAUCUGCAAUAGUUAGGGCUAAGGGCUUUUUGUACAGAUGUACCUUUGGAUUUGCAGAUUUGCUCAGUAGCAUUGUUGAGCAUGAUUAAUACUGCCAACACAUCCAAGUAUAGUAAAUUGCCCCUAUCAAAAAAUUUGUAGAUCCUUAAGGUUAGAAAAUUGAUAAAUGAUGGUACUAGAGGUUCCACUAUAGUAGUACAGCAUAUUAUUUCAAUUACUGAUGUAAAACUCUUAUUAAACUGCUAGUUGCUUGUGUAUAUGUUCACCUUCAAUCAUUGUAACUGGGUUUCAUAUUCUGCACCUGUUACAUGUUCCAAAUAUGGAAUUAUAGUAUGGUGUAUAUUGCCUAUUAAGUAUACAGUACUUCACUGUAUAGUACAAUUUAGGAAUAUUAUUAAUAUGAAAAUACAAUGGCCCCUAUGACAUAUGAUGUGUGUGUUGUCAAAAUUGCAAUCUUACUUGAUAUUACAGAAAGAUUAUUUAUUCAGAGUUUGUCUUAAUUUUCAAUGCAAGCAAAGGACUUUAUUUAUUUAAAACAAAUUUUUAUAAA